UGCCAAAUGGUUCAGACGGGUGUCAUGUCUUUAUGUUGGGUUGAGUUGGACGUUGCGUAGCCUCUCGACGAAAUGGAUAACCUAAUGGAUUUAGACGUUUAAAUGUAGUUAAAGGGAGGCGCAGAAGCUUAAUUACAGCCCCUCCAUCAAGGUAUUCCCUGCUCGUAUGAUGGAAAGGGCGAUGGAGCAGUUAAACGUACAGCUGAACCGACUGACGCGCUCUUUACGCCGCGCCAGGACAGUGGAGCUCCCCGAGGACAACGAGACUGCUGUCUACACGCUAAUGCCUAUGGUGAUGGCAGAUCAACACAGAUCAGUCUCAGAGUUGCUCUUGAACUCAAAGUUUGAUGUUAACUAUGCAUUUGGACGAGUGAAGAGAAGCCUCCUGCAUAUAGCUGCCAACUGUGGGUCAGUGGAAUGUUUGGUCCUCUUACUGAAGCGAGGAGCAAACCCAAACUACCAGGACAUCUCUGGAUGUACUCCACUCCAUCUGGCAGCAAGAAAUGGGCAGAAGAAGUGCAUGGGUAGACUGUUGGAGUACAAUGCAGAUGUUAACAUCUGCAACAAUGAAGGCCUAACUGCUAUUCACUGGCUGGCUGUUAACGGGAGGACGGAACUACUUCAUGACUUGUUGCAGCAUGUAUCCAAUGUGGAUGUGGAGGAUGCCAUGGGUCAGACAGCCCUACAUGUGGCCUGCCAGAAUGGACACAAGACUACGGUGCUAUGCCUUCUGGACAGUGGAGCAGACAUUAAUAGGCCAAAUGUCUCUGGAGCAACCCCUCUCUACUUUGCUUGCAGCCAUGGCCAGAGGGACACCGCUCAAAUUCUGCUCCACAGGGGUGCUAAGUACUUGCCGGACAAGAAUGGAGUCACCCCACUUGACCUUUGUGUGCAGGGUGGUUAUGGUGAAACAUGUGAGAUUCUUAUGCAGUAUAAUGGAAGGCUGUUUCAGGCACUCAUUCAGAUGACACAAAAUGAUGACAUAAAAGAGAACAUGCUCAGGCAGGUUCUUGAGUAUGUAUCUCAACAGAAUGACUCCAAUUAUCAAAGGACCCUUACCAGCCUGGCUGAGGUGGCCACUACCAAUGGACAUAAGUUGCUAAGUUUGUCUAGUAGUUAUGAGGCCCAGAUGAAGAGUCUGCUCAGAAUAGUGCGGCUCUUCUGCCAUGUAUUCCGCCUGGGUCCGACCUCUCCUAACACUGGCAUAGACAUGGGAUACAAUGGGAACAAAACUCCACGCAGUCAGGUCUUUAAGCCUCUGGAGCUGCUGUGGCACUCUUUGGACGAAUGGCUGGUGCUCAUCUCCACAGAGUUGGAUAGGAAAUGUGGAGACACUGCCUCUUCUUCUCCAGGAAGUGACAUCGCCUCACUUCUUUUAAAGCAGCGGGAGGUUGGUUCUUCCAUUGCUGAGGAGACCCCUGACCUUUUAUCCUCAUCACUGGAUCCUGAGGUGGUGAUGAAGGUGCCCAAUGCUUAUGUAGAUGGUCAGGAUGUAAUCUCCAUGACUGCCAACCGGUUGAGUGCAGUAAUUCAGGCGUUCUAUAUGUGUUGCUCCUGCCAGAUGCCACAGGGCAUGACAUCUCCUCGAUUCAUUGAGUUUGUUUGCAAGCAUGAUGAAGUACUUAAGUGUUUUGUAACCAGGAACCCAAAGAUAAUCUUUAACCACUUCCAUUUCCUGUUGGAAUGUCCAGAGCUCAUGUCUCGCUUCAUGCACAUAAUCAAAGGCCAGCCGUUUAAGGACAGGUGUGAAUGGUUUUAUGAGCAUCUCCUUGCUGGACAGCCUGACUCGGAUAUGGUCCAUCGGCCUGUUAAUGAGAAUGACAUUUUACUGAUUCACAGAGAGUCCAUAUUCCGCAGCAGCUGCGAGGUCGUGUCCAAGUUCACCAACGAGAAGCUCAAGCAGGGCAUUGCAGUACGAUUUCAUGGUGAAGAGGGAAUGGGUCAGGGGGUGGUGAGAGAGUGGUUUGACAUUCUCUCUAAUGAGAUCAUCAAUCCAGACUACGCACUGUUCACACAAUCGGCAGAUGGUACUACAUUUCAACCCAACAGUAACUCUUCAGUCAACCCAGACCAUCUGAACUACUUCCGGUUUGCAGGUCAAAUCCUCGGCUUGGCCCUGUAUCAUCGCCAGCUGGUGAAUAUAUAUUUCACCCGCUCCUUCUAUAAACACAUACUGGGUAUCCCAGUGAAUUAUCAGGAUGUGUCUUCCAUUGAUCCAGAAUAUGCCAAAAAUCUGCAGUGGAUUCUGGAUAAUGACAUCAGUGACCUAGGUUUGGAGCUCACUUUUUCUGUGGAAACGGAUGUGUUUGGAGCCAUGGAAGAGGUUCCACUCAAACCAGGAGGAAGCAGUAUUCAGGUCACCCAAGAUAACAAGGCUGAAUAUGUGCAGCUAGUGACAGAGUUGAGAAUGACUCGAGCCAUUCAGCCUCAAAUCAAUGCUUUCCUGCAGGGCUUCCACACCUUCAUUCCACCUUCACUCAUUCAACUCUUUGACGAGUAUGAACUGGAGCUGCUGCUUUCUGGCAUGCCAGAGAUUGAUGUGAUGGACUGGAAGAGAAACACAGAGUAUACAAGUGGCUAUGACCUCGAGGAGCCAGUCAUUCAGUGGUUUUGGGAAGUAGUGGAGGGUCUCACUCAGGAGGAGCGGGUUCUCUUGUUACAGUUUGUCACUGGGAGUUCUCGUGUUCCACAUGGUGGAUUUGCAUUUCUUAUGGGUGGCAGUGGCUUACAGAAAUUCACCAUUGCUGCUGUGCCCUACACCUCCAACCUAUUGCCUACCUCUAGUACAUGUAUCAACAUGCUGAAACUCCCAGAAUACCCCAGCAAGGACAUCCUUUGUGACCGGCUGCUGGUAGCACUGCAUUGUGGAAGCUAUGGUUACACCAUGGCAUGAUGCUUACCCUGCUGUUUUUGGCUGGGUGCUUACUAUAUAGACACACUUGCUCAAGGGUUUGUGUCCUUCACUUCAGGGAUAUCCUCUGCACUCUCCUUUGGUAUUUCUAAGCAUUUGCUUGAUUUCAUUGGGUUUUUAAAUACUUUAAUCUUAAGGCAAGGGAAAAAUGAGUGAGGGAAAUAUACCAAUAUGUAAUGCUGAAAAUGUGGCAUGUUGGUUUGCCAAUCUGUGCCGUCAGUGUUGCGUGUCAAAGGUUACUGGAUAAGCAAAAGUCUAUACCAGAGAGUAUGUGUGUUGACAGAGGGCAGAUGAGUUUACAGAUUAAAGGAAAAAUAACAUAAAGUGUCAAAGUAAGGUGUUUAGCCACAAUGAGCUCCCAGAAUAGCUUAAUUGUUCCUUGGCAUAUAUUCUGCUAAAACCUCUAAACUCUAUGGGAGGGAUGAUGAGGUCAUUCUUCCAAAAAAUAAUUUGUGUUUUGAUGAUCUUGGUGCAGAAUGCUUUUCAACAAUUUGGUUCACAAUCUUCCAAAUAUGUAUACGUAAUAUGUAAUACGGAGGCUGUAACACAUGAUUUUAUACUCCUUAAACCAUUAAGCGAGUUCUUGUGCCCUCCAGUCCUUGGAUGAGAACAUGUCACCCUGGAAAAGAGUACUCCCAGCAGAAUAGAAAUGUUACAUCAUUGUGAUCGGUUAGAAUAACUGUAUACAUUUGCAGUCACCAUUUCAAGUCACAGAGGGACAAGUGAACCCAAGUAAUGCCAGCACAAUGCUUACAUAGCAUAACAGCUUCUAUGUUUUCAUUUGAUUUGGUAUUCCUAUAUAACUGAUAAAAAUGUAAACCAUGUCUGUAUUUAUCUGUGCUCAUGUAUUAGAAUAGAAAAGGAAAAGGGAACUACAAAGUGUUGUUAGAAGCAAAACCAUUUUGCAUCACUUAACAAGGACUUCCAAACUUUGACAUGUAAGGCCUGCCCUCUUGAGGCAUUACGAUGCUGGUUUGUUUUUCAGUCAUCAUUAAAAGUCUUUUUUUCAAUGACCAUAUGAUAUUGAGAAUGUAAAUUGGAUUAGUGGUGCCAAAUAUUUGUAAGAUUAUGUAACUUAAAGCUAAAUAUUAAAGAUAGAAUGUUUGUGUAUUCAAGCUAUGAGUGCUUCAAAAAAGGGGUGUAAUUUUAUUUGAUGAAUGCCAACUGAAGGAAUCAAUAGGAAAAAGGAACAUGUAUGUUUGUAUUUCUUAUAAAUUAUCACUUUCAUUUAAUUGUAUAUUUUCUUUUUCCAUUUGGGAAAUAAUUGAUUAUUGUAUACACAAACCUGUAGGACCUUUUGCAACAAUCAUUGAAAUAUUGAACUAUGUAUUUUACUAUAUUCAGAGUUUUAUUUAACUGUGUGUAUAUACGCAUGCAUGUAUUUUCUCAAGAAAUAUAUGGGUGUAAUUGGA
Messenger RNA from Clarias gariepinus (North African catfish), 4323 nucleotides. It is a transcript of the gene hace1, whose product is annotated as HECT domain and ankyrin repeat containing E3 ubiquitin protein ligase 1. Gene Ontology annotation, molecular function: protein binding; ubiquitin-protein transferase activity. The record is from RefSeq and is a predicted model, not a curated record. Gene Ontology annotation, biological process: proteasome-mediated ubiquitin-dependent protein catabolic process; protein polyubiquitination; positive regulation of protein catabolic process. Lineage: Eukaryota; Metazoa; Chordata; Actinopteri; Siluriformes; Clariidae. Gene Ontology annotation, cellular component: nucleus. Bases 167 to 2893 code for a protein of 908 amino acids. The transcript is spliced from 24 exons.